GUUCAUUCUCCGAAACUCCGAUGACCGGAACCCAUGGCUUCUUGAUGCCAUGCCAGGACCGGGCGCUAUAUGGGCGCUGGUUCUGCUCUUCGCGCCAGGGCCCAGUUUCCACUGGCCGCUCCGUUGUGCACUGGCCGAAGACCCUCUGCUCCAUGAUCCCGACGGGCUUUUGGAGCGAAGCUUGCAGGCUGAUACGGAAAUCUUGCCGCUGCUGCGGUCCUUCCAGUCCAAGAUGAGCGGCCCGCACCUGGGCCAGUGGGCGAUCCACCUCGGCGUGGCUCUGACUGAUGCCACUGUGGAGCCACUGUCCACGACAGCCCAUCGAUUGGCACAGGACUUAGGUUUCAACAGCAGCCAGCCGGGCUUGCUUUUAGUGCUGCAUCCAGAACUGGGUCUGGAGGUUGCAGGGUCACUCCUCUGGCCUGGAAAUGAGGAAUUCUUCCGAGAAUCAGCGCAGUGGCAGGCGGCCGAGGCCGCUGCAGAAGCGAAUUUGCUGGCCGGCAAGAUGGGAACUGCCGUUCAGGCGGCGGUGAACGGCGCUCUUUUGUCGCUCACCGGGUCCUUGGAGCUCCUUGUGCCCCACACCAGCUUCAAGCAGCGAGAGCUUCACAAGUGGCAGUCCAAGUUCCAAGUGGGAGAGGUGUGGGUCAACAUUUGUGGCGAUCGACUUUGCCGCGAGUUGGUGUUAGGAGAUGUGCGGCAGCUCAGCGACGGAUUCGAGCGCUACUACCACGAGGCCAUGACCUUCCCUGCACUCAACCUGCUGGGCCCUGGCGCGCACAAAAUCCUCAUCCUCGGCGGUGGCGACGGUGGCAUCGCGACCUGCGCCUUGCAGUUCGACACAGUUCACCAAGUGGUGAAUGUGGACAUCGAUGCCACUGUCACAGAGGAGGCCAAAAGGUGGUUUCCCAAAGUGGCGGCGGGCCUUGAUGACCCGAGAUGCACCAUGAUACACUCCGACGCUUUCGCCUGGGUCGCAGCGCACGGCAGCUCAAAGUUCGACCUGGUGGUGAUCGAUUUUACCGACGAGCCCAUUGAGGGGGCAUGGUCUGAAGACUUCUUCUGGCAACUGCGAGGUGUGCUGACUGACAACGGCCUGGUGGUCCAGAACGUCGGCACGAUCAGCACCCCGCAGGAGAUGCAGAAAAUCUUCGCCACCCAUGCCCUGGUCUUUGGAUCGGUCUUCCCCAUGCACGCUACGAUUCCUGACUACUUGGGUCCGUACAUACUGGCGCUCAGCAGUAUGAACCCCAAGCUCAGACCGGAAGAUGUUGAUUGGGGGCACUGGCGCGGGCAGAAGAUCGCGGCGCAAUACUACGGGCCAGACCAGCACAUGGCGCUCUUCGCCGGUAUCCCCGCGGACGUGUGCCGCUUGCUGGGGCUUCCUUUGGAGCUGGAUCAGGGCGCGCCAAGUCUUCCGCCGGCCAUCACUCUGCCGUUGCCGCUGGCAAAACCCGCCGGGAAGGAGAAGGUGCUGUUCAGACAGAAGAGCGCGGAGGGAAACAAGGUCAAAGUCACCUUGGAGGACACUUCCUACAGUUUGUACCAGAACUGGGAUGCCAUCCUAUCGCCCAACUCCUGGCACCGAGACGAGGCUCUGCUCCUCCCGGCUUUGACCAUUCUUGGCAGAGCCGCCAGUUGCGCGCUGGUGCUGGGUGGCGGGUCAGGCGCCUUGGCAAGCUUGGCGCUGAGCUGGCCGGUGGAGAAGGUCGUGGUCCUGGAGGUGGACGACCUUGUGGUGCAGGCGGCUGAAAAGUACUUCCCGCGCGAGGCGGCCGCUCUGAAGGAUCCCAGGACUGAGCUGAUCAUGGCAGAUGCCUUCAGCUGGAUUGCGACCACGCAGCGGCUGUUCGACUUGGUGGUUGUCAACAUGUUUGAUCAACCUUGGCUUGCAGCCGGGCGAACCACUCGCGUACCUCGGACACGGGCCUUCUACAGGCAGCUCCGAGCUUUGAUGGCUCCUGGGGGCUUGAUUGUGCAGGAGGCCGGCAGUAUCGGCAUGCCGCAGUCUUUUGGCCACGUGCUGGAGAUGCAUCGCCAGACUUUCGCUGGCACGUGGCCUUUGGCCAUGAGCAGUGGCAGCCCGCAGCCUGUGGCGGCAGGGGAUGACUUCGAUGGCCUCUACUUCAGGCUCCCGCGGCUGAUGCUGCUCAGCUCCAGAGAGCCUGGCCUGGACCCACUGCAGGUGCAGUGGCACAAUUGGCCAGGCUUUGCAGAGAAGCAUCAAGCGACUUACUACCAUCCGGCAUUGCACAAGGCGCUCUUCGUGCUGCCGGCAGAGCUGCAACGUCGCUUCAAAGCUUUCGCGCCGUGGCGGCCCGAAGAGGGCGAGGAGUACUUGAUCUAUGCCUUCAUGACACAGGUCCACGAAUGCGAUGUCGACCUGCUGGACGAUCUUAGCAGCGCAGGUGCACUUCUGCGACGGAUUGCGGAGCUGGGAAAUCUCACAGACCUCGGCAGCUUGCAGCACAAGUUCGAGCCGCAGGGUCUAACUGCGCUUCUUCUGGUGUCAGAGUCCCAUGUGUCGAUCCACACCUGGCCAGAGCUGCGAUAUGCCGCUGUGGAUGUGGUUUCCUGCAAGCCCAUCCCGCCCACGGUCCGCAAAGCCAUUGAGAUGGAGGUUGCGGUCUCUCUGAGCUGCGACUCUUGGGUGAGUCACUUCUCUCUCCGCGGCCGGGAGUUCCAUCAGGCGGAGGUGGCCCCCACAGAGCGGCCAGCGUCAGACGAGUUGUAGCGGAAA
Molecule: messenger RNA, 2740 nt
Organism: Effrenium voratum
Lineage: Eukaryota; Dinophyceae; Suessiales; Symbiodiniaceae
Source: the annotation of a GenBank genome assembly